This is a messenger RNA of Protobothrops mucrosquamatus (brown spotted pit viper), 806 nucleotides long. Its product is annotated as macrophage colony-stimulating factor 1 receptor-like. The record is from RefSeq and is a predicted model, not a curated record. The transcript has 4 exons. NCBI's taxonomy places the organism in Eukaryota, Metazoa, Chordata, Lepidosauria, Squamata, Viperidae. Bases 78 to 806 code for a protein of 242 amino acids.
ACCAAGACACUGGCAUUAUUCUCCUAUAACACAGCACAACUGAUUUGUGCUGGGUGGAUACCUUCAUUCCAGAGCAAAUGGGCCCUCUUUUGGUUCUGAUAGCAACAGCUAUCUGUCAAGGCUCAGCUUCUCCCACCAUCUACCCUAAUCUUGACAUUCUGAGAGUGAAGCUAGGAGACUCAGUCAAAUUACUUUGCUCAGGGAAUUUCCCUGUUGAGUGGAUCGGUAUCCAGAAUGGGUCCACCGUGAUCAUGUAUGACAAUGGCACCCUCUACGUGCCAGAGGCUAGUUGCAACCAGAUGGGAAGCUACCAGUGUGCUUAUAUCAACAAGCCAGAAGAGGGGAUUAGAACUAUAUAUGUGGCUGUGACAGAUCCUGACUCUGUGUGGUGUGGCCUUCAGAAUGUAUAUUAUUCUGUGGAAAGGGGCAGGGAUGCCUUGCUUCCGUGCCUGAUUGCCAACCCAAGAUUCACAGGCAACAUGACCCUCCUUAAAGACUCUUCUCCAGUUGACUCAGAAGUCUCAUUCAGACCUAAGGAAGGAAUAUGGAUUCACAAAGUAGACCUGAGUGAUAAAGGGUCCUAUGAGUGUAAAGCCCAGGUUCAAGGACAGUGGGUGAUUUCACCCAGACUUAUCCUUUCUAUUUAUGACAACCUUCAGCCUUUAACAGUUACUGUUGAAGGAAUAAAGGACCAAGUGCGGUUACAAGGAGAACCUUUCAACAUUUCCUGCAGAGUACAAUAUCACUCUUCUGAAUAUCAUGGCAAAUGGAUCUGUCCCCCUACUGCAAACGUAAGCCAUUUCUAA